AUGGUUGGAUUUGACGUAUCCAGGUAUCAGAAUGUAUCAAACUCUGAUUUUUUGGUUGCCGGCUGUAUCAGUGGCUUUUGUGGCCGAGCAUGUGUUCAGCCACUCGAUGUUGUUAAAGUCAGAUUUCAGCUGCAAGUCGAACCGAUUUCGGCAAUGCAAGCGUCUGCUAAAUAUCGAAGUGUCUUUCAAGCCAUUCGGUGUAUUUUAAAGGAGGAAGGAUUCGGUGCCUUUUGGAAAGGACACCUUUCCUCCCAAAUCCUUGCUGUUUCCUAUUCGGGUGUUCAGUUUACCUCUUUUGAGCUGUAUACGAGGUGGUGUGCUCAUUUACUGCCUGCACCCAAUGAAAAUGGUGGAACUCACCAGACAGUUGCAUCUGCCGUGAAUUUUACCUGUGGCUGCCUUGCUGGAGUAACUUCAGCAACCUGUACGCAACCCUUGGAUGUGUUAAAAACUCGUUUUAUUGCCCAGGGAGAGCCUCGUGUAUAUAACAAUCUGCGUGAGGCGAUUACUACUAUAGCAAGGAAGGAAGGUUUUCGUGGCUUUUUUCGUGGUCUUAGUCCGUCAAUGCUCUUGACAGCUCCUCAGACAGGUUUAAACUUUGCAGUUUACAAGCUCACGAUUUAUCUUAUUAAUCUUUGGGAGACGCGUGUUCUCGGGCGCCUUCCAUCCGACCCUGCCAAUGCUAGCCUUGUCCAAAGCGUUUUUGCUGGUGCGUUCGCGGGAAUGGUCUCAAAAUGCAUGGUCUAUCCAAUGGAUGUCGCUAAAAAGCGUCUUCAAGUACAAGGCUUUGAGGAGGCGCGAAAUCGCUUUGGCUCUCCGUUGGUUGUCCGAGGACUGCGUGACUGCAUUGUGAAGACGUGGCGCAUUGAGGGAUUGGCAGGUCUCUUCAAAGGUCUCCAGCCUUCCAUCUUCAAGGCUUGUCUCUCCAUGGGUUGCCGAUUCGCCGUCUACGAGAAGAUCUGCAACUUCCUCUCUUACAGGAACACCUCCAGAGCUGCCACUGCUAAAAUUACUCAGUAA
Molecule: messenger RNA, 1020 nt
Organism: Echinococcus granulosus
Lineage: Eukaryota; Metazoa; Platyhelminthes; Cestoda; Cyclophyllidea; Taeniidae
Product: Mitochondrial thiamine pyrophosphate carrier
Exons: 5
Coding region: 1-1020 (339 amino acids)
Biological process (GO): thiamine pyrophosphate transmembrane transport
Cellular component (GO): mitochondrial inner membrane
Molecular function (GO): thiamine transmembrane transporter activity
Source: RefSeq, a predicted model, not a curated record